CCGGCGCUUGCAUAGCACGUAUCCGAAACGCACUGCUCACGGCUCCACAUCUCACAUGCCUUUGUCACGCGAUUUAAAAAAACAACUGUCAAUCGAUGCUCCCGCGCGUUCUUAAUUUUUAACGCGGGAAUUUCAAUUGUGAUGUGUCAUUUGUGACCGUGAAAAACAGUUUUGAUCUUAAAUUUUUGUUUCGAUGAAAAGUUUUUAAUUAUUUAUACUAUUCCGGAAAGUAAAGCUACGCUUAAUCCUGGAUUUUUUUAUUGGAGCUCUAUUAUGAGCUUCGAAGUGAUUUUGGCGGUUACAAAAUGCUAAGCAACUUCGGGCCCAAGGCCCAACAACUGUUGAAGACAUGGUGACUUGUGAUAACGAGGGCUCGUCUCACGGCGGGUUCGUCUUGGGGGGUCGCGAGGAUGACACUCGCCGGUCCCGCGCUCCGAGCGUCUCUUCGCUCUCUCUCUACAAACAGAAAAUCGACGCCCUCUUCGAUGACAACCGCUCGGUGACGAGCCUGCCCCGAUAUGGGGCCACCGCAGAUGCUGUCAGAAGAGAUAGCAAGGUAAGCUUGUUACACGACCAUCAGACGCUGAUAUAUGAAGAUGAUGAUGAUUACUGUCACCGGAUGAUGAAAAAGAUCGAUGGCUCCGUACAGGAUCGUAUUUCAAAGAUGUUUACCGACAUGCAAAACGAGCCCAGACCCGACAAUAUCGGCGUCCACGUGUUCAGUGUGCAUUAUCUGGGAUCAACACCUUUACAGAGCAAAGUCACCAGCCUUUCUGGACUUCAAACACCACUAAAAGAUUUAUAUUUCGCCUAUAGGAGAAACUUUCGUCACAAGACAACGUUGACAGGUAGAUUAGAAAUAUCCAAUAGUGGUUUGAAAGUAAGAUAUAAGGGUGACAAAGGGGAUUUGGAACAACUCAAUCCGUUUCCAACGAUAGCUGUGUGGUCCGCUGUAAAGUUUGUCGUACAACGCUCUGAUGAUGAUGACAACGAUUUGAGUUACGCUUUUAUGCCUCUAAUAACCGAUCCGGAUAACAUCGAUCGGCAUGCAUUAUUCAGAACAUUAGAUACACCAGACAAAAAGUACAUCCUCUCUCACAAUGAGAACUCGCAUUCGCCGCUUUUCGCUGUCGUGAUGAGGAAGAUCGGUGUCGCUAAACAACUGGAGUGUCAUGGGUUUGUUUGUCAAACGUCAGAAGACGCAAUCGUUAUAGCGGCUACCUUAUACAAAUCACUAAUGUCACAUAUGAAUCGACAAGGUAAUUCUGAUAAAAAUAAAUUCAAAAAUCGCAAUGGCAUCAGCUGCAUGAGUGUAACUAGCAGUAUCCAAGACCGCGAUACUCCUAUCCGGCCUCCGAGAAAGAAACGAAGUACCUCAUCUUUAAGUGGAGACAGCGACAGAGCUGAUGGAUUCUCAACGAAUGGAUCGUUCAGUGAUAAACGUAGAUUAGAAAGAAUGUCAUCAACUUCAUCAGAAAACGUAUUGAUAUAUCAUUCUCAACCAGUUUUAAACUAUGAACCGAAACGAAUCACUGUUGAGGAAGUUAAAGCUAAAUUAGAUACAAUUAAACCGGACGCUAGCGGUAGUAACACGCCCGAGCAAAAGAAACCUUUACAAGAAUUUAAUAGUACUAAUAUUUAUACUAAACAGAAGCCACGCAGCAGUACGGAAUCAACAGUACGAAGUCAAGUGUCUGAGAAGAUAGAAUUGUUCAGAGAAUUGGAGAGAAGGAAAAGUAUACAAAGACCACCGACUUUACCACCUCCUAUACCUUCGAAACCGCAGCUCCCGCCCCCGGAGCCACCGACCAAAGAAACAUUAAGAAGGACACAAAGCGGUAGAAAAUCAUUAAGUGAAUCUGGAGAUAUUUUGACUAAAGUGGCCAUACCUCGCUCUGGCAGUUUUUUAAAUGCCGGAGGAUUGACUCGCUACAAGUCUAUAGGACAUAGAAACAACGGCAAAAAAGGAGGCGGCUCACCAUUGGGAUUUAACGAACUGUUCAACGAAUUUAAAGUACAGGAAAAUUUGCAUUCUAUGGAUGAGAUACUAAAUGCCAUAAUAGAUCCUGAAGGGAUGUCCUUCAACGAUCUGAAACCGAUUUACAAAGAGUUUCUGUUAAAAUUAGCAGUAACAUUAACGAAAGACGAAAUAUUCCAACACAGCAAAGCGAUAAUGAAGAAACAAAAGAAGAAGAUUUUAAGACGCAACAAUACAUUCCAGAGUAAAAGAAGAAAGAUAUGUAAAGGAGCGAGUGGAUUGAAAAUGGUAUUUAGAUUACCAUUCAGUAAAGAUACUCGAAGGAAAGAAGUUAAGAAGCAAAUAAGUGCGAUAGAAUCAGAAAUAGGCACCAAAGAACCGGUUUCAGAGAGUUCAGUUUCUUCAUCCAGUUAUGAUAUAAGACAGUUCUGUCCGAAAGAAUCACCACCGAUGACACAACCGAAAAGACAAACGAUGAGACAAAGAAAGAGAUCUGACAAAGUUGUACACGUAUCGAAAAGGAAUGGGAAAGUAUCAAGGCCAGGGGAGAGGACAUCUACUUCUGAGGAUUCGGAUUUUUUGACCCUUAGCAAUCGUCUCGGUUGUCAAAAUAGGAACAGUUCAAGUGGCUAUGUGUCUUGUUCGGAAUGUGAAUCAGAAAGUUGCGUUGAUCGUUGUUAUUGCUCUUUGAAAGGUGAAUGCAAAACGAAAUGUUAUUGCUCAGAAAUCGAUCUCGCUAAAGAAUCAUCGAAACCCAGACUGACAAGCAAAAGCUGUAAAGAUUGCUCUAAAGAAGUAUACGAUGGUGAUUACAGUUACUGUUCAUGUGAUUCUGAAAGUUGUGAGGACAGUAACAAGUGUUACUGCACCAGCCCGCGAAGAAGCACUAUGCAAAGUUCCCAAAGCUUAGAAUACCUUCGUAGCCCCACACAAAGGAGUUACUCUGAUAGAAUGAAGAGAGCUUUUGAUGACUACGAUUAUAAAGUUACUAGAGCGAGGUCCAGUGCGGCGAGCAGCCGGCGGCGGGCGGAGCGCGCGCGGCGAGCCCGCAGCUCGGACAGCCUGGCGCUGGACUACGAGCUGCUGCUGCAGAACAAGCCGCGCGACGCACGACGCAACAUGCAGCGACUCACUGUUCGCAGCACGGGUGCCGGCUCUCACGACGCUCUCAGUGUAAAGAAGUCAGCAGAGAUGGCGGCUUUGUUUGCCGACGUCCGUCUCUCUCAGAGGACGGACGUGCGGUCGCUGUGCGGGGGGCGCAGCGCGCGGCCGCCCCCGCCCCCGCCCCCGCCGCUGGCGGCCGCGCCCCCGCGCAGCGCGCCGCACCUCGCGCGCAUGUUCCAGCACACGCCGCUCAGCAGGAACGCUAGUCUUGAAGAUACCUUGGGAUAUUUACCUUAAAUAGGUAAGAAUGAUCAACAUGUCGAGCAAUAUUUAAUUAAAAUUCCUCUUAUUUUGUUAUUAUUCUGUU
Messenger RNA from Papilio polytes (common Mormon), 3449 nucleotides. RefSeq lists its product as uncharacterized. NCBI's taxonomy places the organism in Eukaryota, Metazoa, Arthropoda, Insecta, Lepidoptera, Papilionidae. The record is from RefSeq and is a predicted model, not a curated record. The coding region runs from base 350 to 3379 and encodes 1009 amino acids. The transcript is spliced from 8 exons.